Messenger RNA from Neomonachus schauinslandi (Hawaiian monk seal), 3055 nucleotides. RefSeq names its product SMAD family member 7 (gene SMAD7). Gene Ontology annotation, cellular component: heteromeric SMAD protein complex. NCBI's taxonomy places the organism in Eukaryota, Metazoa, Chordata, Mammalia, Carnivora, Phocidae. Gene Ontology annotation, biological process: regulation of transcription by RNA polymerase II; BMP signaling pathway; transforming growth factor beta receptor signaling pathway. The transcript has 4 exons. Gene Ontology annotation, molecular function: I-SMAD binding; transcription regulator inhibitor activity. The record is from RefSeq and is a predicted model, not a curated record. The coding region runs from base 255 to 1535 and encodes 426 amino acids.
UGGGGCAGCCAGAGCGCAGGCCCCCGAGCCCCGGAGGGCGCCCCCGGGCCCCCGCGCGCGCCCCGGCCUCUGGGAGACUGGCGCAUGCCACGGAGCGCCCCUCGGGCCGCCGCCGCUCCUGCCCGGGCGCCUGCUGCUGCUGCUGUCGCCUGCGCCUGCUGCCCCAACUCGGCGCCCGACUUCUUCAUGGUGUGCGGAGGUCAUGUUCGCUCCUUAGCCGGCAAACGACUUUUCUCCUCGCCUCCUCGCCCCGCAUGUUCAGGACCAAACGAUCUGCGCUCGUCCGGCGUCUCUGGAGGAGCCGUGCGCCCGGCGGCGAGGACGAGGAGGAGGGCGCGGGGGGAGGCGGAGGAGGAGGCGAGCUGCGGGGAGAAGGGGCGACGGACGGCCGGGCGCAUGGGGCCGGUGGCGGCGGCUCGGGCAGGGCUGGCUGCUGCCUGGGCAAGGCGGUCCGAGGUGCCAAAGGUCACCACCAUCCCCACCCCCCAGCCACGGGCGCCGGCGCGGCCGGGGGCGCCGAGGCGGAUCUGAAGGCGCUCACGCACUCAGUGCUUAAGAAACUGAAGGAACGGCAGUUGGAGCUGCUGCUCCAGGCCGUGGAGUCCCGCGGCGGUACGCGCACCGCGUGCCUCCUGCUGCCCGGCCGCCUGGACUGCAGGCUGGGCCUGGGGGCGCCCGCCGGCUCGCAGCCCGCGCAGCCGCCCUCGUCCUACUCGCUCCCCCUCCUGCUGUGCAAAGUGUUCAGGUGGCCGGAUCUCAGGCAUUCCUCGGAAGUCAAGAGGCUGUGUUGCUGUGAAUCUUACGGGAAGAUCAACCCCGAGCUGGUGUGCUGCAAUCCCCAUCACCUUAGCCGACUCUGCGAACUAGAGUCUCCCCCUCCUCCUUACUCCAGAUACCCGAUGGAUUUUCUCAAACCAACUGCAGACUGUCCAGAUGCUGUGCCUUCCUCCGCUGAAACAGGGGGAACGAAUUAUCUGGCCCCUGGGGGGCUUUCAGAUUCCCAACUUCUUCUAGAGCCUGGGGAUCGGUCACACUGGUGCGUGGUGGCAUACUGGGAGGAGAAGACGAGAGUGGGGAGGCUCUACUGUGUCCAGGAGCCCUCCCUGGAUAUCUUCUAUGAUCUACCUCAGGGGAAUGGCUUUUGCCUCGGACAGCUCAAUUCGGACAACAAGAGUCAGCUGGUGCAGAAGGUGCGGAGCAAAAUCGGCUGCGGCAUCCAGCUCACGCGGGAGGUGGACGGCGUGUGGGUGUACAACCGCAGCACUUACCCCAUCUUCAUCAAGUCGGCCACACUGGACAACCCGGACUCCAGGACGCUGCUGGUGCACAAAGUGUUCCCCGGCUUCUCCAUCAAGGCGUUUGACUACGAGAAAGCGUACAGCCUGCGGCGGCCCAACGACCACGAGUUCAUGCAGCAGCCGUGGACGGGCUUCACCGUGCAGAUCAGCUUCGUGAAGGGCUGGGGUCAGUGCUACACCCGCCAGUUUAUCAGCAGCUGCCCGUGCUGGCUGGAGGUCAUCUUCAACAGCCGGUAGCCCCGCGGGGGGACGAUGGGGCGGGAGCCGAGCCGGCCCAGCCCAAACUACUUUGCUGCUACUACGUUUCCUCCCGAGUGCUUGCUUUUCAUGCAGACUCCUUGGUCAUCGUGCGUUGUUGUUGUUUUUCUCCCCGCCCCCCUUCUUGUUGUUCUUGUUUAUGUUCUGUUUUGUUCUUUGAGAAAUAGCUUAUGAAAAGAAUUGUCGGGGGGUUUUUUUGGGGGGGGGUGGUGGUGGCGGGGUAUGGCUGGCAGAAGACCCCAGUAGGAAAAGCGGAAGCAAGAAUCCGUACCACCAAACAUACAAGGAUGGGGAGCAGGCCCUCACUUUGGGGUCCUCGAUUCCCUUGUCAGGGCGGAUGUGAGGGCGAGUGCGCGUGUGUUUCUUACGGGGCUGUCUCUGCGGGGAGGUCUGUGCUCCAGGCGCUGUCUCUCCUGCCCUUUGGACCUGCUCAGCGGGCAGAGGCAGCACCUGGGCAAGCUGGCAAGCCGGUAGCUGGGGUUCCAACAGCUGCCAGAAGCCAGGCUCUGUCCCGCUCCCCCCACCCCGCUUCUCCCCUCCCCUUCUAGGACAGGGGCCUGUCUGCAGGCUUCUUAGAAGCAACGCUGCAAAGAGGCUGAACCAGAACCAGCUGUUCCAUGCUUGUCUUCCUCCCCGUCCAGCCACCCUGCUGUCCUUGUCGCGUCUUUCUUUUUUGGCCAUCUGCUCCUGGAUAUCUCUGAGAUGGGCUUCCCGAGGGCUGCCCGGCCUCCCCGGCCUCCCCGGGGCAGUAUUGCCCACCCAGGGCCCCUCCCAAGCCCCUCAGCCUCUCCCCUCCCCUGGUCACAUCAGGUUCCCCUCCCCUCCCCUUCCCCCACCCCACCCUUGCCCCGGACUCAGAAAACCAGCUCAGCACUUUCCUCCCCUCUGCCGCCUAUGUGUUGAGCUCUGCUGUUAGACCAGCGAGGGGAGCAGCCCUGGGAGGGAGACUCCUCGGCAGCCCCCCUUCCCACCAAGAAGGAUUCGGUCCAUCAUAACCCAAGGUACCGCCCUGGGCUGACACCUAACUCUUUCAUUUCUUCUACAACUCAUACACUCGUAUGAUACGUUGACACUGCUCUUAGCUCAAUGAGCAUGUUUAGACUUUAACAUAAGCUAUUUUUCUAACUACAAAGGUUUAAAUGAACAAGAGAAGCAUUCUCAUUGGAAAUUUAGCAUUGUAGUGCUUUGAGAGAGAAAGGACUCCUGGAAAAAAAAAAAAAACCUGAGAUUUAUUAAAGAAAAAAUGUAUUUUAUGUUAUAUAUAAAUAUAUUAUUACUUGUAAAUAUAAAGACGUUUUAUAAGCAUCAUUAUUUAUGUAUUGUGCAAUGUGUAUAAACAAGAAAAAUAAAGAAAAGAUGCACUUUGCUUUAAUAUAAAUGCAAAUAACAAAUGCCAAAUUAAAAAAGAUAAACACGAGAUUGGUGUUUUUUUCUAUGGGUGUUAUCACCUGGCUGAAUGUUUUUCUAAAGGAGUUUAUGUUCCAUUAAACAAUUUUUAA